ACAAUCCCCUUCUCAACCCAUUCACUCUCUCAUCAUCAGAACGAACAACUGCUAACGAACAAAUCCUAAGCUUCCAAGUCAUUCACCCCUUCCAUGUUUGUAUCUUCUUCACCAUUCUUGUUCUCUUCUGCGCCUGAUCAUACUUCUUCUCGGAGUCGAAAUUUUUCUCUACCGGGCGACUCCAUCCAUUCCCGGUUUCCGAGAUGAGCCACUGAGAAUCAUAUUCUUUCGCGGGCAAAAAUCAGCACUCGUAACUCUUGCUGGGGUUCCUUCUUGUACUCGUGUUAUACGUGCUUAGGGUGGUUCAGGUUCUGCGACAAUGGAGGGCGGGUGGAGCUACGAGCAGAAGACGCUGAUCAGCGAGCUGAUCCAGGGGGCGAACUUGGCGAAGCAGCUGCGGGCCCACCUGAGCUCGGCGUCCUCGGCCGAGACGCGUGAGGUGCUGAUCAAUGGCAUAAUAAACUCGUUCGAGAAGGCCCUGAUGGUCCUCAAGUGGAGUGGGCCCGUUGCAUGCCAGCCCCAGCGUGUCCCAGCCCCUGCGGUGGGGGCCAGCGGCAUCCCCGGGUCGCCGCUCUCCGUCAAUGGGAGCCCCUGCAGUGAUGACUUCGACAGAAGCGCGGCUGUGAGGGAGCAGUUUGAUUGCAGAGAUACGUCUAAGAAGAGGAAGAUGUUGCCGAAGUGGACUGAUCAGGUGAGAAUUAGCCCAGAUACGGGGCUUGAAGGGCCGCAAGAUGAUGGUUAUAGCUGGAGAAAAUAUGGUCAAAAGGACAUCCUCGGUGCCAAAUAUCCGAGAAGCUACUACAGAUGUACGUAUCGAAACACUCAGAACUGCUGCGCCACGAAGCAAGUCCAGAGAUCAGACGAUGAUCACACCGUAUUUGAGAUCACGUAUCGAGGGAAACACACGUGCCUACAAGGAGGGCCUUCGACUCCGGCCCCACCAUCCCCCGAGAAACAAGAACUGAAGCAGGUCACCCAUGGCAAUCACCAGCAAGACCAGUCCCAGGAUGCUCUAGCACGGUUUCGAAAUGGGCUGAGGGUCGACACGGAGAACUUGGAUGGCAGUAAUAUAACCGAAAUGCCACGCCCCUUCUCUUUCCGUUCAUCAUCCUUCGGGUUCGUCCAUGGUGAAACCCACAGCUCUUCAGGCUUGGCUAACAACACGGGCAACCAUGGAGGGAACCUCUCAUCCCCAUUCUUAUCUCCUUCCACGCCCGAAUCGAACUAUUUCUCGCUCUCCCCAUGCCCGAUGACUGAAUUUGGGCAGAUUCACAAUAGAUACCGAUCCGAGUCUGAUCCUGCAGAGAUAAUUUCUGCCACCAACUCAUCCGCGAAUUCUCCGAUCCUUGACUUGGAUUUCUCACUCGAAGAAGUGGGCAUUGAGCCUAACUUCCCAUUCAACACCGACGGAUUUCUUCCCAAGUUAGAUUAUUAAUCCCUUUUAGCUUAUUCUGUUGUAGCUACUAGCAUCAUAAACGGGAAGCUAAGAUAGAUUGCUUUGUAUAAUAGACAGUAGUUUUCUCUGCUUUCAGCUUCACGGUGGUUUAAUUAACCAUGAGAUUUUUCGAAUAAGUUCAAUUCUUUUCA
Molecule: messenger RNA, 1587 nt
Organism: Punica granatum (pomegranate)
Lineage: Eukaryota; Viridiplantae; Streptophyta; Magnoliopsida; Myrtales; Lythraceae
Source: RefSeq, a predicted model, not a curated record